AUGGGAGGCUCUAUCUCAAAAGCCAUGGGCAAAAUGUUCGGUUAUCGCGAAAUGAAGAUUUUGAUGCUUGGUCUUGACAAUGCCGGAAAGACGACGAUUCUUUACAAGCUGAAAUUGAACAAAAUCAAGACCACGGCACCCACAGUUGGCUUCAACGUGGAAACCGUUUCAUACCGCAAUGUCAAGUUCAACAUGUGGGACGUUGGUGGCCAGGACAGACUGAGACCGCUAUGGCGCCAUUAUUUUCCAGCUACCACAGCGCUCAUUUUCGUCAUCGACUCACAGGACACAGGCCGACUAAACGAAGCGAAAGAAGAGCUCUACAGUAUAAUCGGCGAAAAAGAGAUGGAAGAAGUAGUCCUGUUAGUUCUGGCCAACAAACAAGACUUAAAAGGUUCUUUAACGCCGCAGGAAAUUUCAGAUUUUUUGCAGUUGAAAGACCAUCUAGACAACCAACUGUGGUGCGUGAUCGGCAGUAACGCCUUGACGGGACAGGGUCUGGUAGAGGGUCUCUCCUGGAUCACAAACAACACUCACAAAUAA
Lachancea mirantina is the source of this 543-nucleotide messenger RNA. The record is from the annotation of a GenBank genome assembly. Lineage: Eukaryota; Fungi; Ascomycota; Saccharomycetes; Saccharomycetales; Saccharomycetaceae.